AUGGACUUCCCGAGGGGCGCAAACACCAACAUACAUCUCAUUGAAGGAUUCUCUAAUAUCUACUGGAGAAUAUAUACAGAAGAGGUUGGUAUCGCAAAUAACCCACAGGAAGGCCCCGCCAAUGGCUACACUAUUCUCAAACACCUGAGUCGUCUCAAAGAUCUCGAGGCUCGGCUAAGAAAUUUAAACUGCCUGGCAUCAUGCCCAAGACGACUGGGACUUUGGGUGUUCUCCCCCACACCCGAUUUCGAAAGUCUGAAACCCCUGUAUGUGAGGGGAAGUGACGCAGAAUCUAAUAAAAUCGUCAUCGGCACCACAACGUUGAAAGUCUCUGCUUCGGGGAGUGUCUCUUCAUUGGACUUGGUAAAAGGCCUGUCAUCUGACAAUCCCAGUGGCCAGCCACGUCCGCCCCAGGGUCAGCCAUCAUCUCGCCGCCAGGAUAGCUAUAGUAGCUCGGCAGCCAUUUACGCUUCAUUCAUAUCCGCGGUGACUGGUACGAUUAGUUUACAGUUGGUCCGACGCCAUGGUGCUUUGCCGCUCGGGUCACGCACUCUUUUUACAGCAGUGGAGAAGUUGGGCUACGAGGUUCCCCACAUCAACAAUGACAGCAUUCUCUCCACUUCAUGCCUGACGACGCUUAAUGUUCAACUUACGAUGGCUGGAACAAUCACUGUUUCUGCCCAAACAUUGUCCCAAGCGGGCAUCACGCGGCUGUGUAAUCCAAGAGGUGAUAUCACGCACACACCCAUUGCAAAGCCCGGAAUAGACGUAUGGCUAUGCCCAAACGGGUCGAUCGCCAGACUUGUCACUGCCAAUGUCGAUUCAUCAAUUUCCCUUUCCCCAAAUCACCCCACUCCCGGGGAUAAUCCUGCAAAACUUACGCAAUGGAAGUUGGAUGUUGUGCAGUGGCUUCUAAAUUUUGGGAUGCAGGUUGAGGGAAUUGAUGAAGAACCUUGGGUGGAGGUGGAAGUGUGGGAACCAUUUUUCGCGAGACUCGCUGGGGAAGCAUGGCGACAAAGUGAUGAUAGUUCAUCUAUGCUGCCCUUGAAACGCAUGCUGUGGCCGGCGAGAUUUUGCUUCAGAAGGGCUAGCUCAUCAAAAUCCUCCUCAGGGGUCCAGACUUCUCUUCUUGACGAACCCUUAGAUUUUGCUGAGCAAUGGUCCACCGUGACUAGUUCUCUCAACCUAGACCUUGCUGUCAAUCUUCAAAAUACUCCCAUCGCCCAAGAAGCCCCGCCAGGAGUCCAUGAUAUGAUACAUUCUCCCAAAAUCGAAAUCACCGACAACAUAGAGAGUUUAUCCCGACUUGCGCAGUAUCCUGACCUCCAAUCAGCACAUCUUGUGUAUCCGACUCCACCAGAAGGAGCUACUGCAAUUGGACUGGGCGCUUUAAGCACAACCGAAGCUUUUGCCGAUAGCUCUGAUUUCGGAAUUUCUCGAGCCCAACAAUCAAGCCCCAAAGGAAACGCCCCAGAUUCCGGUUCACCGCCAAAUCAGAACAACAAUAUUGGAGUUGGCACUGGUAGAUAUGACGAAAGUGACGAGGAAGAUCUUUUCGGCGAAAUAAAUGGCAAAGACUUCGGAUCGAAGGGUAUCACAGACGCGGACUUCAGCUUCUUUGACGAUCCAGACUUCGACGGUAUGGGCGGUGAUGACCAGCCAGAAGAAAUAGAGCAAGCACUGCAACCAUCUCCCGGUCGAAGCUACCUGGACCCCGAUGCUAUGGUGGAUGAAAGUCCAUCUCUCUGUCAAAUGCCGGAAUCAGAACAACAAUUUCCUACACAGGAGGACCAUCAUAUCCCAAUACACGAUCAAAUGACAGACUCACCUGCUCAGACCAAACUUCCCGACGAGCAAGUUCACUCGCCUACAGACCGGGCAGCUCAAACGAUUAGCCCACCCCUGAGCCCAGUAGAGGUGAGGAAAAUACUUUUCCCUGGGCUACAGCCACCAGAUUCCGACCAUUCUACUGGUGAUCGGGUUCAAGGUCAUUACCUUCCAGUCGCCUUCCAGAAAAGACUUGGGAAUUGGGACCAGAAGUAUGGAGCAGCUGGCAAAUUCUGGUUUUCUGCCGAUAAUCCAUCAGAGAGCUUGGGUCAAACAUCUGCUAUACCUAUCAUCGGCCUACCUCACCGUGCUCGGGGCAGUGCCGGCGGAUCUAUUAUUACGAAGGACAUCAAUGCUUCAAGAUCUGGAACUAGGAUAACGCAAGCUCCUCGUUCAGCUUCUGUCAGCAGUGACGACAGCGAUGACAGCGAUGACAGCGUCAAUAUGAUUUCAGAGCAUGCGCCAACGACAACGGCUGUGUCCACUAUAACCUCUCUGAAGCGCAAGCGAGCUCCAUCCGAUUCUGAUGUUUUAUCAGUCACCUCACCAGAAAAGCCCUUGUCUGUAAACGACACAAUUGCCACAACUUCAACUGCAACAGAGAACUCCACCUUCUUGGGCAACUUUCUGGCCAACUUCUCUGAUUGGUCUUUGAUCGGGUACUUUUCAGCAUUCACACCACACCAACAGCCCGUACUUCUUCGCCGAGAACAUCAGCCUCAAGUUGCGCAACUUCUAGUUGACCAAAUCACCCAAUCAUCUCUGAAGCAUUCGCUUGAUGGCCAUAUCUCCCUAUUUGACCUCGAAACUCAAUGUCCCUCAUUGCAGCCUCUUGAUGAUAUUAACCUAAUAGGCCAUGCCUCAAAAUUGGACCUAAAGAAAUACACAUCAUUGCAAGAUGAGUUGUUUGCCAGCCAACCGCAACAUAGGCUACCGCAACAACCUCCACAACAUCCACCGACGGUGAAAGAAGCUCCGAGGAGUUUCAUUUUCAAGUUGCCAGCGCCCCAUGUACGUAUUCGCAGGGGCAAAGAAUUCUUGGAAGCACUUCCUCCAACUGUUUCCUUUUGGGAGACAUUUGGGCUUGAACCAGCCCAUGGGCCAAAAGAUAUAUCUGCAUAUUGCAUUCAUCCAACCUUUGCCUCACAAGCAGCAGAUGUAUUUCUGAAGCGUUUCGGUCUUCUCUAUCAAAGUUGCAACCUGGGAAAUCAUACCAGAGGAGAAUGCUCACUUGCAUUUGAAGAUGGUUUGAGGCCAUGGCAAUCUGAAUCGCCCCGCUAUGAAUCUAUGAUGCAGGUACUUAAGGGACUAUGUGAAGAACUCGGGUCGGAGCUCUCACAGUCACUACCAAGUGCUGAUAACUGUGUUGUCUACAUCAUAAACCCAUUCAAGCAUGCAUCCGCGCUUGCUGAUAUCUGCUCGGCCUUCUGGCAACUGUUCCAGCAACUGGUUGCGGAUUCCGAACACCGACAAACUCGGCCUGUGGAUGAGCUUGUCCUGCAGAUCAUUCCAUUGGAAUUCAUCAUGUCAAGUGAAACCAUGGUGGUGCCUCCGCAGUCGGAUUACUUGAAUUUAGCACUCGAAGUAUAUGGCCGAUGCCGUCCAAUGGACACCGAUACGACUUCUCUGCUCUGCACGCCACCCAUACUGCUCGCCGAUUCUCUCCCAACGGGCAUUAGUUUCCAACUUGCUUCUGAGCGGGCAUCGCCGCUCAAAGACGGACGAACCCUCCACAUUGCCUGUUCCCGAAGUCUCGAUCAGCGCUGGAUAUCGGUGGCAUGGUCCGAUGUCCCAGGUUCCAUCCAAAGAACCAUGUCUUACUGCACUAAAUAUCGCCAGUCGGGUGGUAGUAGUAGGUCAAUUUCCGAAGUACGACAGGAGAUCUGGGCCACGACAAGACACAUUAUGAAUAAACUCCAAGCGCGAUGGAAAGUUCAACUAGUGACCACCGAACCCAUGGAGCCCGAUGAGGUCGAAGGCUGGGUCAAUCUUGCAGAACAUCACAACAAAUUACGACCUGGUUCAUUGGAAUUGACCAUCCUCGCUGUUAACGUCAUUCCCGACUUAAUACUCGAGCCUCCAUACCCAUCCACCUCGAUGUCUAUGCUCAAUUCACUCUCCUCGUCUACACCUGUUUCUACUCCUAAUCCAAGUACUAGCAUUGCAUCACCCGAACAGUCCGGAAAUGCAGCGACACCAACCAGCACCGGACCCGCUGCCUACAGUGCACCUACCCCUACAGAAAUGUCACUCGACACCGAUCCAGAGGCUGUUCUCGUUGAUAUUUGUGACGAGUCUUGGUUAGCCAUCUUAUCCCACCGCCUCAACAGCUCUCCGCACCUCACCGAAUUCCGACCUGCUUUGUCUAGCGGGUAUCUUCUCCGCCGCAAAGGCGCCACUGACGGCGACGGUGUUUUCGCUAUGGCCGUCAAUCUCAUCCAUUCCCCUCGCCCUGUCCCAUCGCAUGAUAAUGUCUUAAAGAAAGUCUUGAGCAUGUAUCGGGACAUGAGUAGCCUAGCCCGGGCUAAGGGCACAUGCAGCGUGCAAAACAACACACUGCCUUGGCACAUUGUGACGGCUCUCCGUGCACAGGAGCUACUGAGUUAUGUUUUUUGA
Messenger RNA from Penicillium salamii, 4443 nucleotides. The record is from the annotation of a GenBank genome assembly. NCBI's taxonomy places the organism in Eukaryota, Fungi, Ascomycota, Eurotiomycetes, Eurotiales, Aspergillaceae.